CCAUUAGUUUCUUUUCAAUAAUAAAUCUUUCAACAAUGUUAAAGUUUGCCUUAGGACUUGUAGUUCUAUCAAUAAUUUCUUUCGAAAUAACUCACGGUAAAGUUUUUACAAAAUGUGAACUUGCUCGUGAAUUGUUUAAGCAAGGAAUACCCAAGUCUGAACUUCCCGAUUGGGUUUGUAUGGCAUCAGGAGAAAGCAGUUUUAAUACCAAAGCCACUAAUCGCAAUAAAAACAAGACUGGAGAUUGGGGUAUUUUCCAAAUCAACGAUCGCUAUUGGUGUAAACCAUCUGAAAAUCGACCAUCGCACAAUAUUUGUGGUGUUUCUUGCAAUGAUUUGUUGCAAGACAAUAUUGCCAAGUCUGUUGCAUGUGCCCGUAUAGUUAAAAAACAACAAGGCUGGGAAGCAUGGAAUGCAUGGAAAAGCAAGUGUCGAUCUAAUAAACCUUCAGUCAGUGAGUGUUUUUAA
Messenger RNA from Episyrphus balteatus (marmalade hoverfly), 467 nucleotides. Its product is annotated as inactive lysozyme 1A. Gene Ontology annotation, molecular function: lysozyme activity. NCBI's taxonomy places the organism in Eukaryota, Metazoa, Arthropoda, Insecta, Diptera, Syrphidae. The coding region runs from base 36 to 467 and encodes 143 amino acids. The transcript has a single exon. The record is from RefSeq and is a predicted model, not a curated record.